Messenger RNA from Vicia villosa (hairy vetch), 1111 nucleotides. RefSeq lists its product as uncharacterized. The record is from RefSeq and is a predicted model, not a curated record. The transcript is spliced from 4 exons. The coding region runs from base 241 to 924 and encodes 227 amino acids. NCBI's taxonomy places the organism in Eukaryota, Viridiplantae, Streptophyta, Magnoliopsida, Fabales, Fabaceae.
UCCAAAGGUAGCUUGUUCCAUUAAUUUAAGCACACUUUGCGACCCAGCCACCCUCCUUCAUCUUCUUCCACAUUGCCGUUUCACCUUCAACGUCGUCGUUUAACACCAUCAAAUAACGCGUAACAACACCUUCGAAUCCGAUCCAUCAUCCUCCGAAUCAAAUUCCUCCAUUGUUCAAUCAAUUAUGAUCUCGCAUGUUAAUCCGUAAUCAAUCGCUGUGUACAUACACGUUUUCUUGCCAUGUCCGUUCAACAUCUGCCAAAUUCUAGGGUUUCUCGCCUCUUCCUAAUCUCCUUCAUAAUUUUCUUAACCUAUCUCCCAGGUUUGGUGUUAUCUGCGGUGGUGACGCUAAGUUCCAUUGAGAUCUUCACAACCCAUGAGUGGCUGAGAGCCACUCCAACUGUCUAUUUUCGAUGCACCGGGGAUAACAAGACGUUUUUACCUGAUGUCAAGAAAAAGCAUGUUCUUUAUGCUUUUAAAGGAGAAGAGUCUUGGCAGCCUAUGACUGAAUUUAUAGGUAGAAAAUGCAAGCGAUGCGGAUUCUAUGAGAAAGACAGCAUUCUUAAUGAUGAUGAAUUUGAUGAGUGGGAGCUGUGUCCUUCUGAUUUUACCGCACCUAUUGGCAGUUAUGUUCACUUCAAGGAAAAAGAAUUUAAUGCUACUUUUCUGUGCCCUGCAUGCCUACUUUUUUCUAAUAAUGUUACUAUGGCCGCACCUGAGGGGGAUCAUAAAGAAAAAGGAAAACAUGUAGGAGUUAUCAUUUUGAUUGUCAUUUUGGUCUCAGCCGUGCUGGUUGUGGUAGCCAUGGGUGCAUAUAAAUACUGGCAAAAGAGGAAGAGAGAACAGGAUCAGGCCCGAUUUUUGAAGUUGUUUGAUGAAGGAGAUGACAUUGAGGAUGAGCUCGGCCUUGGCCCAAUGCUAUGAUAGGUUAACGAAUUUCCUUCUGUACAGUAGGUUUUCCUCACAAUUUUGAUUUGGCUUUCAUGUUUCACCGGAAGAGAUAGUUCAUAGUUACUAUUUAUAUCCAUCUGUACAGACUCUACACAUAUUUUAUAUGACUGUUCGAUACUUUAUCUGACAGAAUUGCUCAAACAAUGAAGAAUUUUAUUUA